This is a messenger RNA of Peromyscus californicus insignis, 4991 nucleotides long. It is a transcript of the gene Tceanc, whose product is annotated as transcription elongation factor A N-terminal and central domain containing. Lineage: Eukaryota; Metazoa; Chordata; Mammalia; Rodentia; Cricetidae. Gene Ontology annotation, biological process: DNA-templated transcription. The transcript is spliced from 4 exons. Gene Ontology annotation, cellular component: nucleus. The coding region runs from base 1599 to 2675 and encodes 358 amino acids. The record is from RefSeq and is a predicted model, not a curated record.
CUGCGCUUCUGGCCCCGCUGAGGACGUUAGGGCGGUGACCGCGCUUCUUGGAGAGCGGCCUUCCGCCAUUUCCGUUAGCUCGCCCCCGCUGAAGGGCUAACUCCGGUUUCCAGCGGAAGCCCAUCCCCGCUCGCAGAGGCGCUCCGUCGCGCCCUGUGCCUGGGCGGCUCUAAGGUUGAAUUCCCUCCUCCCCUUUAGCUGAGGUCCCUUGGGCGGGCCGAACGGCGUGUCGCCAUUGCGCGUCUGUAGGCCUCAGGGCCGCACCACGGGGAUGGAUUUCUUCAGGCUUUGUUUAGUAUUCAACCCCACCCACCGGAAUCUCUCUGGGCGGGCCUUCCUGUGGAGCUCGACUGUUAGGUAGUUGGGUAUAACCUAGUGCUAGAAGGUUCGAUUCUCCCCUUCGCUGUUGAGAGACUUAAACGUAUGGGUUACUGCUGGUUUGUUCCCAGAGUUUCUGGAAAUUUCCACCAUGAACAUUCCUGUCGUUUUUCUUCGCGUUUAGGCUAUUUUAGUACAGAUGUGUGUACGCCCUUCCCAUAAUAAUUCCAUAUUUCCAAGCGUCUGAGUGCAUUUAGGCAAAACAUUGUAGUACCUACUCAUACUAUAAAAGCUUUUAUAUGUCCACGCAAUUACAUAUACAUAUAUGUGUGUACACAUAUCCAUACUCAUGUGUCAACAGUAAAAAUGUAUAAGCAUUUUAUCAGCAUAUGUUCUAGGACUGAAUUACAACUGCCAAGAAAUGUGUCUGAUCUGAAUUGGAAUGUGUUACAAAUGUAAAGCACAACAGAUAUUUGAGAAUUAACACAAAUUAAAAUACCCGUUUAUAUCAGAUUUUGAAAGGACAGUAUUGGGGUGUGGCUUGGAUGUAGCUCAGUGGUAGAGCACAUAUUUUAGUAUGCACAAGACCUUGGGUUUGAUCCCCAGCACCACAUUUCUCUAAAGGAAAAAAUAUUUAGAUAUACUGGGCCAAGUAAAAUUAUAAUUAAUCCUGCCAGUUUUUAACAUGACUAUUACACAUUUUAAAAAAUUAUUUUUGUGGCUUGAAAUCUUUAUGUGGGACAGCAUUGCUCUACGAAAAGCGUUAACAAUGUCCUGUGGCCAAAUACAGACUGCCCAUUUUCUGCUUUGAAAUAGGGUCUCUUGUAGCCCUUACUGGCCUUCACCGGCUUUGUACAGUGCUGGGGGGAGGGCAAACUCAGACCCCUCUGCACGCUAAGUUAGCGCUGUGCAAACUGAGCCUCAUCUUCAGCACCACCACCCCCCCCCCCCCUCAACCAUGCAUGCCUGGAAAACAGAGGACAACUUAGAUAUCUUUCUCAAUUACUGUCCUCCCCAUUUUGUUUUUGAGACAGGGUCUGCCACUGAACCUGAAACUCACCAGUUCAGCUAGACUGCCUGGCCAGUGAACUCCAAAGGUUCACCUGUCUCCCUUCCAUUGCCGGAAUUACAGAAAAUAUCUGCUGACCUCCUGUCCUGGAACGACACCUGGACCUAGAUACAACAAGCAAGUUGCUGUACAGUGACAAGAAGUGAAACUCACACUCUGAAAGGAGAGAAAGCAUUCUGAACACGUUGUCACUUGUUUGCCAGCUGUGAAGAUGUCUGACAAAAAACAAAUCAUUGCCAGGGCUUCCCUGAUUGAGCAGCUGGUGUCUAAAAGGUAUUUUGAGGAUAUUGGCAAACAGCUUACUGAGCUAGAAAUGAUUUAUGUGUCUAAGGAGCAUCUCCAGGAGACAGAUGUAGUUAGAGCUGUAUACAGAGUCCUCAAAAACUGCCCCUCAGUGACUUUGAAAAAGAAGGCCAAGUGUCUGCUAGCCAAGUGGAGAGCUUUCUAUAAGAGUACACCCUUCAAAACAAAGGAAAGCCUCAAAUCACUCCAUUCUGAUGUUAGUAAAGAAGAAAGUGCAGCAGUUUCUCAGGAUGUGAGCCAGGAUGAGGCAUUAGGUUCUAGUCAUGAUGAGAUAUCAGGUCUCUGCAGUUCUCUCUCUAAGAUGGCAUCCCAAGAUGCUGCAAAGCCCGCUGCAGCAAUUGGGUCUGAAAGUAGCACCACUCAAAUGGAAAUUAGUGAAUAUUUGAGGGGUGAUGAUUCUGAAUCUACUAGCGAGAGCUCAAGUGUGUUACAAGAUCCCCUAGUGUCUGUUAGAUCUAAAGGUGUAGAGCUUCUUUACACAGCAUUAGCUAGUUCUUCCACAGAUCACACAAAAACUGAUUUGUGGCAGAACUUGGCAAGAGAAAUUGAAGAGCACAUUUUUACUCUUCAUUCAAGCAACAUCAAAAAGUAUAAAACUUGUAUUCGAAGCAAAGUUGCCAAUUUGAGCAACCCCAGGAAUUCUCAUUUACAACAAAACCUCCUCUCUGGAACCAUGUCUGCAAGAGAAUUUGCUGAAAUGACUGUCCUGGACAUGGCAAAUGAGGAGCUGAAGCAGUUGAGAGCUUCCUACACAAAAUCCAGUAUUCAGGAACAUCACCUUCCCAACACAGUUGAUGGUACACAGACAAAUAAAAUAAAGUGCAAGCGCUGUGAGAAAUACAACUGCAAGGUCACUGUAAUUGCCAGAGGAACACUUUUCCUUCCAAGUUGGGUGCAGAAUUCAAACCCAGAUGAACAAAUGACCUAUGUCAUUUGUAAUGAAUGUGGGGAGCAGUGGUACCAUAGCAACUGGGUGUGCUUGUAAUUUGUAAAUAAUCCCUUCAGGGGCAUGUGUUUUAUAUGUAUAACAUAGCCCUUUUGUACUCAUUUUUUACAGAAUCUUACUGUUAUUUUUGUCUUGGUGAUUUUGGUUUGUGAAAGAUCUCACUAUGUAGCCAAAGCUGGCCUCGGUCUCCUGAGUUCUGGGAUUACAGGUGUACACUACCGUAAUGCCUGGUUUGGUAUACUGUUCUUACUACAGUCCUGGGAAUAAAGAAAGAGAGUUGUUUGCCAAAGGACAAGCCGCAAUUGCUAAAAGUUGUUUGGGAAGAGUAGAAGACUAUCACGUUGUACUUUGUGGCCAUUUAGUACUUUAAUCGGAAUGGCACUGUAGCUCCACACAGCCUGAAAGCAUGUUAGAGAGGCAGAUUCUCUAGCCCAAUACUCCUUGAGUCCUUAUGUGCAUCUUGGCAGAAUCUCCAGGUCAUCCUCUGGGAUACUUUGAGAAGCACUGAUAUAGCUGCAGGCCUGGGGGUCUCAGGAGUAAAUAUACAGUAGAGUUUUCUGGUUAGCAUUGAAGUAUACUGGUACCGAGAGGCAAGCCUGAACCUAUGGCAUGGGACCAAGGCAUCAACAUUGCUCUGGUCAUUUCUCAGUUUACUUUAAGUUGCAGUUAGAGUUGAGUCUCUCAUUUGAGCCUUUCUAUAGUUCUGAAGAAAUGAAUGUUGUUCUGGAGACUUUACAUAUGAGGAAAGAGGCCCACAGAGCUUCAGUGGCUUAACCAGGUUAUAUAACUAUAGGUAAUCUGCCUCACACUGAUCCCAUAUUUUCCAGCUUCCUUCUGAAGCAAGUGUGAUGGCACAUGCCUGUAAUCCAAAUGCUAGGGAGGAUGAAGCAGGAUUUAUGUGAGUUCAGGGACAGUUUAGAUUGUAAAGUCCCUGUCUCAAAUAUAUAUAUAUUAAAAGAGCAUUGUGGUGGUUCAAGCCUGUAAUCCUAGCAUUGGAGAUCCUGAGGCAGAAUCCCAUGGUUGAAGCUAGCCGGGAUUAUGUAGAGAAACAAUGCCAAAACAAAAAGAUGCAAAGUCUGAGAACGUCUUAAUACUGACUUUACAAAAAGUGUACCUCUGGAAAUGGGUGCUAAGCAAAUAGCGUUUGGAGCCUCUAAGUUUACAUGACUAGAGUUUUAUCCUUUUGUCUUUAAUUUUCUUGUUUUUACAAGUCUGUCUUUAAAAAAGUUGCACUGUAAGUUAGAAUUUGGCUUAGAGCUAUGCAUUUUUUCCUUUGUGUGAGCUCUUCAUAAAGUCUUUAUGAUACAUAGUUUCUUAUUGUUAGGAAUCUUCCAUGUCUUCAAAUGCAUGUGUAUUAAAAAUCCUGUUUAUAUGAAAAUGGUGCUAGUUGUCAGAGGAGGUUCACGCCCUCCGCCUUUGAAUUUAUCAACAUUUAUUUACCUAUUAACUGAAGAGGAAAUCACUUCUCUAAGGCCUUUGCGAACAGUGUUUACUGAUUUGUAUGCAUAAUUUUAUGCGAUUAUGACUAUUUUUUUCCUUUAAAAUGAUAGAAUAUUUGUUAUUUGGAGUUUUGAUUUUUUAACAUAUAAAACAAUUUUAGGCAUGAUCCACACAGAAGCUUGGAUAUGUACUCCUUUUACAGUUUAGUAGGUGUUUAGAGACACAUUUUUUUCUUUUGUUGUUUGACAGAGCCAUGUGAGUAGUUUCUGUUUUUAUAAGACUGUCUCCACUCUGUAGCCCAAGCUGGGCUUGAACUCACACUGGCUAACCUCAAUCUCUGGAGUGCUGUGGUUUGGGGUAUAAGCUACCAUUCAUUGAUUUUUAUCAUAUUAAAGAGUAUAUUUCUUAGUUCCAUGUAAACUCACAUGUUUUCAUCAGUUAUUGUUCCUUAAAUCCCCAGUAUUCCUUCAAUAGAAUCUAUAGGCUUUUUCUGUAUAUUUUACCUCCUCAUGACAGUUCCCCAACAGAUGCAUAACACUAACAUGCACUUCUAUUUCAUAUGUUUUAAAGAAACCAACUUGAGGCUGUCAAAUCUGAAUUACAUUUUGUUGUAUUUUCUCCAUUUUGCAUUCCAGGGCUGUUCAUCGUAAUGCAAUGUGUUAGUCCUUUAAACAGAAAUUUACAAAGUCAUCAAAAACUCAAAAGUUUCACAAAGUGUGGUUUCAUGUGAUUUGGAAUGAUCUUAAAACCUGGAUGGUGGUUAUAUGAGAGUACACACAGCACAUGAAAACCAAGUUUAAUUUGUUUAAGUUGGUGUUGGUAUUGGGGUUUUCUAUGUAUCUGUGUAUGAGUAUUUGUAUUGAGAUUUUGUAACCUACAUUUACCAAAAAUAAAAGCACUCAAAAUGGAAAAAUC